Molecule: messenger RNA, 1056 nt
Organism: Ostreococcus lucimarinus CCE9901
Lineage: Eukaryota; Viridiplantae; Chlorophyta; Mamiellophyceae; Mamiellales; Bathycoccaceae
Exons: 1
Coding region: 1-1056 (351 amino acids)
Biological process (GO): double-strand break repair via homologous recombination
Cellular component (GO): Rad51B-Rad51C-Rad51D-XRCC2 complex
Molecular function (GO): ATP-dependent DNA damage sensor activity; ATP binding; DNA binding
Source: RefSeq, a predicted model, not a curated record
AUGUCCGCGUCCCGUCGCACCCUCGACCGCUUACCCGCGGUCGACCAAACCCUCGCCGCCAAGCUCGAGUCCCGAGGAUGUCGCACCGCCGAAGACGCGCUCUAUCGCGCCCCGUUGGACGUCGUCGAGCUCGCCGACGUUUCGAUGCACCGCGCGCGACAGUUCAUAAUCAGCGUCGCGAAAGCCGUCGCGCCGACGCCCACGACGGCGCUCGACGCGCUGCGAAGGUCGCAAUACGUCCCACUCGUCAUCGAGGACGUGGACAAAGCGCUCGGCGGUGGGCUGCGCGUCGGCGCGGUGACGGAGGUGGUCGGCGCGGCGGGCGCGGGAAAGACGCAGCUGUGUCUCGCGGCGUGCGCGAGCGCGGCGGCGCCGGCGCGCGUCGGUGGACGCGAUGGGGGGGUGAUUUACGUCGACGCCGAACGGAAAUUCAGUGGGGCGCGUCUGGCGGAGAUCGCGCGCGAGAAAUUCCCCGGGGCGUUUGAGGAUGAGGAAAGCGUGCACGCGCUCGCGCGCAGAGUGCACGUGGUGACGCCGACGAGUCUGACGGAUUUGAAUAAACGAUUGGACGCGUUGGAGGAGGCGAUCAUCGAUCACAAGGUGCGGUUGGUGAUCAUAGACUCCAUCGCGCAUCUCGCGCGCGCGGAGUUCGGACGAGAGAAGGUGGUGCAGCGGCAGAGCGCGUUGGGCGCGGUGGCGUCGACGCUCAAGCGGCACGCGGAGAAGCACGCGCUCGCGGUGCUCGCGGUGAAUCAGGUGACGACGAAAAUUGGAACGUUCGCUCGGCACGCGAGCGAUGGCGGUGAUGAUGUCGCGGAUGAAUCGAGUGGAAUCACCGCCGCGCUCGGCACGAAGUGGGCGCACUGCGUGAACACGCGCAUCGCGCUCGAGGUGUUGGAAGACAGACGAGCGUUGAAAAUCGUAAAGAGCCCGCUCGCGCCGUUGACGUCUUUCGAGUACCGCGUCGACGCGUCUGGGAUUCGUGUUUCGGGGAAAUCUGACGCAAAGGACGUGCGCGCGUCGGAGGCAAACGUUCACUCCACUAUUGGGAAAUGA